Molecule: messenger RNA, 3901 nt
Organism: Alosa sapidissima (American shad)
Lineage: Eukaryota; Metazoa; Chordata; Actinopteri; Clupeiformes; Clupeidae
Product: serine/arginine repetitive matrix protein 2-like
Exons: 7
Coding region: 121-3726 (1201 amino acids)
Source: RefSeq, a predicted model, not a curated record
UAAAUUCUAUAGAACUCUCGAGACACAGCAUCAUUUGAAAUCACCACAACUACAGUCAGACAACAACGGGAUUGUUGGCUAAACUUCAAAAGUCAAUAACGUUUCUGUAGCCUCCGGAAAAUGACACCGAAAAAAGCUCCAGAGAAGGAAACAAAAAGAGAGCAGGAGGACAAUGGUGAUGAGUUAGAGAGGUCACAAAGAAGUGGUGAAGCUCACACUUCAUCAGAUGAUGUUUACCCUAGCACUUCUCAACAAUCUCAGAGUGCUGGGAUCAGAAGGAAUCUGCCUCUACCCAUGAACCUAGCUGUAGCUGUAAGGGCCUUGUCAAGUCACACGUUACCCAUAUGGAAUGCAGAGCUGUGGAGAUCUCAGAAUCAACGUUCAAACCCUGUACAAGGAAGACCACCUGUUUCACAAAAGAAAAGAGUUGGCUCCAAGCUACCAUCUAGGAUGAUUACUGCUAGAAGACAGCCCACCCAUUGUCAGAUCCCCCUCCGACCAGAUUUGGCACAAAUCAAACACUUGAUAACACAGGAGAUUACCUGGAGGGACGGUACACCAGUGAGACCCACAACAUUCAGGCAGGUGACAUCACAGCGGACACCAGGUCCCUCCUCAUUGGCCAGUGGACCACACAGGACAUCAGCAGGGCCUUCGGACACCAGCAAUGCCAGCGGGUCAGUUGUUCACUCAGUAAGAUCUCUGCAGCUUUGCAGCUCCAGCUCGGACUCUUCUCCUUCUCCCACUGGCACAUUACCUUACCGACGCACUACUCCCUCAUUCCGCACACGGCGUUAUCGGAACCAGUUGGAGUGGUACAAGACCCUACGCAGCGAGAUGAAACUGAGGUAUCACAAGAAGAGGUUGGAGCAACUCUACCAGAAGAACAGGAAAUUAGCAAGAGGAGCAAAGUCCUCAGGAGCAGCUCAAACAGAUGGCCCCUCUGGAAGUCAGGCGUUGCGGCCUGUGGACCAAAACGUAACCUCACUUCAGGCAGGAAGUGAAGAAAAGAGGAAGCGAAGCACACGCACAGAGCAAGCCCUGACGGAGGUGAGCCACAUCCCAAACAAGAGGACCCGACGCUCCUGGCGUCGCCAGCUGGAUAGCAGCAGCUCAAACUCCCCUUCCCCUGUCUCUCAAAGUGCCACCUCAGAUAGCAGACAGCCCUCCCCUUCCCCUGUCUCUCAAAGUGCCACCUCAGAUAGCAGACAGCCCGUUGUCCCCCACGCUGCCCCUGGGCCUUCGGGACUCAAACACUGUGUUGACUUGAACCUGUUUCAUAAUAGUUCUCCAACAAAGACUACGCCAUUCAAGGGCAUACAAGGUCAAAGACAAAGUCAUAACCCUGCCAUCUCCAGCUCAGCUAAAGCUGCAAGCACUGAGGUGAAAACUACAAGAACUAAUGGAGUUGUUGGUUCACCAUUAACAAAGACUACAUCACGCAAGGGCGCACAUAGUGAUAGAGAAAGUCAGACCCCUGGCAUUACCAGCUCUGUGAAAGCUAAGAAAUCAGUGGUAAAACCAUUAAAGACGACCAAAGUCUUAUGUAGUGAAAAGGAAAGUCAAACUCUUACCUCCUCCAGCUCUGGUACCAAAGCAACAAGCAACACUGAGGUUCAAUCUUCAAGCACAAAGGCAAUAACUAAAACCCCUGGCAAAAGCAGCAGUUCAAAGGAGAUAAAACUCAAGACAAAAGGAGCAUCUUGCAUCUCCAAAAGCACUGUAACACCUGGGGCAAAACCUAAAACACCCAAGACAAAACAAAACCCUUUGCCAGACACUCCUAGGCCACAGAGGGCAAAGGAUCCAGCCUUGCUUAGUAAAACGCCACUUCAGCCGAGGAAAGGCUUCACCAUCUCAACCAAUGAGUCACAGGUUACCUCUUCCUCCUCCUCCUCCUCCCUCCAACAUCCAGAAAGGCAGAAAAAAAUCAUUCCUGUCAAGAAAAAGGACAAGAGCACUUCAACAAGCAGUCACAAAAAGCUCUCUGCCUCUGCCACAGGGGCUAAUUCUGUAAAAAAUGACCAGUUUAAAAAGCCCAAGCCUUCUUCCGCUAAUGUUGACUCAAAGAAUUCCCUUGAGAAAAGCAAGUUUGUGCUUGAAACACAAGUUGAGGGUCAAGUCACGCAAGCCAGUAAUGAUGAAAAAAGGCCACAUGUUGAACAAAUACAAAUAGCAUCUAAUGCAGACAAGGCACAGGCCUCUGACAGACCUUCCACAAGUUCUGUGCAGCAGGUAGAAUCCUCACCGGACGCCAGAGGUACUCCUGAACACAAGAAGGAGCCUUGGAGCAAAAAGAGGUAUCUGCUUGAGAAGGCUGCCAUGGACACGGCAGCGCAAAGCCCUUCACAUACUCCCAGCAGAGACACAGUGGUCAGACCUGCUCCUAAUCUAGUCAGUGCGGUCAGCCUCCCUCAUACAGACAGCAUAUCUGGAUCCUCAGGGGAAGCCACUGUGAGUCAGACCCAAAUCAGCCCUUUUCCAGCCACCUGCCCUUUGACCCUGAGUGAAAACACAGCUCCUGUCCCUGCUCCUGUCCUGUUCGCAUACCAAGAACCUGCCUACCCUUGGCAGUGUUUUGUCCCCAAACCUGAAUACCGUUUCCUGAGGCAGAUGCAGUCUAAGCAGAAGGUCGGCGGCUCAAAGCGUAGGGGUCGUUUCCCAAAGCCAGACCCACCUGGGCUGAGCUGCAUUUCAUUGAACAGUUUGGCAGGGAUUUCUGCUGCCAGCACCAGCAGCACAACCAGCAGCAGCACCAGCACCACCUGCAGCACCACCAGCAGCAGCAGCAGCAGCACCAGCAGCACCUGCAGCACCACCAGCAGCAGCAGCAGCAGCACCAGCAGCACCUGCAGCACCACCAGCAGCAGCAGCAGCAGCACCAGCAGCAGCAGCAGCAGCAGCACCAGCAGCACCUGCAGCACCACCAGCAGCAGCAGCAGCAGUAGCAGUGUGGCUGAGACAAGGAGAAGCCCAGCAGAGAUUCACGGUUCCCAGCCCUCUGCGGAGACACCAGGCGCCCUCCUGGGUGCACCAUCAAAGGGAGCCCCCCAGGGUUGCCCUUCUUGUCAUGGUUAUGCGGCUGGUUCUGCUAUGACGAAAACAGCCAUGUCUCUGGACUCAGCGCCACAGGGUGCCUCUGAUGGCCACCGACCCCCUCCAGAGGGCUUGCUGGACCAGGGCCCUAAUGAGAGAGAGAGGGAUGAGGAAGAACAUGCAGCUAAUGGUGCAGGAGGCAACUCAGCUGAUGUUCCAGCGUUUGUUCUCCAACAUCAGUCUGGCAUGAGGGUUGACCCGGGAGGUCAAGCCCACCUCAGCGCUCCCCGCGUGCCUAUGCUCGCCUCCGAGCGUCGCCGCGUCAUGAACAGCAUCGUGAGGACCGUGACCUCCAUGCUGGGGAUCGAGCUUCGUCCAGCCGCCUCCCUCACAGUCUCCCCAGCAGGCCACCAGCACCAGCAGCCUAUGCUGAUCCAUCAACCAAACAUGCAUCCAACAUCCAGCCCGAACCAGCGACCUCAAAUGUACUACCACCUCCCGGCACCCCCUCUCCCCAGGCAGAGCCCUCUCCUCCGCGGUCUUAGGCCACCUACUACUGGCGCUGAACAGCCUCCAGUUCUCACUCCAUUCCACACUAUGUUUUCUCAUCCACCAGCUCACCUCAGUGAAAUCCCAGAUGGAAGAGAGCAUGCUUCAGAUUUUAACAGAUUUAAUGUAGAUAUGCCAUAAAAAUGUGAGAAUGCAGAAUUAAAAUUAGGGGUUAUAAUGACAUCAAGAGACACAGUGAUGGAUUACCACCACGGAUGCAAGUUUCAACUCAAAUCAUCACUUCAGUAUAUAUUUUUCUUUUUGGUAUUUUUGUUUACAUUAUUAAACUUUCUGUAUGUAGACAUACUACACACUA